AUGGCUCAGAAAUCUGGUGGCUCUAAGCAGUCAACCUUAGGGAAAUUUUUCGGGUCGAACAGCACUCCCGCGCCUAAGAAGCAGUCCACUCUUGCCUUUUCGUCAAAGGCCAGCGGCAGCUCCAAAAAUGAAGCGGAAAGAGUGAAGGAUGAGGAGGAAGAGGUGGAGGGGGAGCCUAGGACGCCUCAAAAGCAGCUGGUGGGCGCCGGGGAUAAACGCACUCCACCGCCAAUUGAUGACGAGGAAGUAAAUGGAGAGAUACUCUCUGGUGGGACAAAAAGCGAUUCUGCUUCUCUAGUGGCUAGGAGACAGAAACGAAAAGAGGUGGUAGCAGAUAAACAGAGUGAAGACUCGGAUGAGCAACCCGUGACAAAAAGACGAAGGAGAUCGCCUCAGCCUGGCAACAAAGGGAAAAGUUCUGCUCCCAAGAGUCCUCGCGGAAAAGCGGCCGUCAAGGAGCCAAAACCGACCAAGGAGGUAGAACCGGAGCCAGAGCCAGAACUGUCAUCGGCCGAAGAGAAUUCCGCGUCAGACAUUGAUGAAGAUGAGCUAGAUCAGAAGCCGGCUAAAGUGCAACAGAAGAAGAAGGCGGUAGCCAAACAGAGGAAACAAGUCCAAAGCACGCUCACGUCCAAUACGAAAGCUCUAUACCCCGAUUGGAAAGCAGGAGAGCCUGUCCCUUACGCAGCUCUUUGCACCACGUUCUCACAUGUCGAAAUGACUACGAAACGUCUUAUCAUAUUAUCUCACUGUGCACUUUUCCUUCGCCAAGUACUCCGCCUGACCCCAGACGACCUUCUUUCAACCGUCCAGCUGAUGAUAAACAAAUUGGCAGCUGAUUAUGCCGGAAUUGAACUUGGAAUAGGAGAGUCUCUGAUCAUGAAAGCUGUCGGUGAAUCGACCGGACGUAGCCUUGCAGUCAUCAAAGCGGAUCAGAAUGAGAUUGGAGACCUAGGCCUGGUCGCUGCAAAGAGUCGUUCUAACCAGCCUACUAUGUUCAAACCCAAGGCUCUAACAGUACGAGGCGUACACGAGGGGCUGUUGACUAUUGCCAAAACACAAGGUACUGGAUCGCAGGAGAGAAAGAUUGCAGGUAUUAAAAAAUUGCUGUCUGCUGCCGAUGCCGACAAAGCUGGCAAAGGAACAAGGGCAAUUGACAUCACUAAGGAUAGAGGCGGUGCUAGCGAGGCCAAGUUCAUUGUACGCUUUCUUGAAGGUAAACUUCGGCUUGGGUUGGCCGAGAGGACGGUGCUUGUUGCUUUGGCACAUGCAGUAGUGGCACAUGAGGCUGAGAUGAACGGAGGAAAGACUCCAAGCACAGAUCAGCUUGCUAAAGGAGAAGACAUCCUCAAGACUGUUUACAGCGAACUGCCAUCGUAUGAAGUGAUUAUUCCCGCCAUGCUUAAACACGGAAUAUUCAAUCUUUCAGAUAAUUGCAAACUGCAGCCUGGUGUUCCAUUGAAACCUAUGCUGGCUAAGCCGACAAAAUCUAUCAGUGAGGUUCUUGAUAGAUUUGAAGGGAAACAUUUCACUUGUGAGUACAAGUACGAUGGAGAGAGAGCGCAGAUACACUAUGUUUCCCGCGACACAAUAAAGGAUUACCCAGCAGCCUCUGCCGCUCUUCAAAAAGACGGAGAGGGCCUUUGCGCGAUCUUCUCUCGAAACUCAGAAGACCUCUCCAAGAAAUAUCCGGAUAUCCUUGAGAAAUUGGAGAGCUGGGUUAAGCCCGGCACCCAGAGCUUCGUACUCGAUUGUGAAACAGUGGCAUGGGAUACUGUCAACAAGAAAGUUCUUCCAUUUCAACAACUGAUGACGAGGAAAAGGAAGGACGUCAAGUCUGAAGAUAUUAAAGUUAAAGUCUGCGUCUUUGCGUUCGACUUGCUAUUCUUAAACGGAGAGCCCACCGUCAAGAAAACACUCAGAGAACGACGCGACCUUUUGCAUGACGCAUUUACACCGAUCGAGGGAGAGUUUGCUUUCGCUCAGCAUGGGAACACCAGUGAUUUGGAGGAGAUUCAAACCAUGCUUGACGAAAGUGUUAAAGCCUCUUGCGAAGGACUGAUGGUGAAGAUGCUGGAUACCACAGACAGUGGCUACGAGCCAAGCAAGAGAAGUCGAAAUUGGCUUAAGGUGAAAAAAGAUUACCUCGCGGGGAUUGGUGACUCUCUCGACCUCGUCGUUCUGGGUGCAUAUUUCGGCCGCGGAAAACGUACGUCUGUCUAUGGAGCUUUCCUGCUUGCAGCAUACAAUGUCAAAACCCAAAACUACGAAACAAUAUGCAACAUUGGUACCGGUUUCUCUGAAGCGCUCCUUGAAGAGCUUCAUAACACCCUCAGCCCGCUUGUCAUUGACAAACCAAAGCCAUUCUAUUCUCAUUCAACUGUUCCAAAGGACCAGCCAGACGUCUGGUUUGAACCCAGGUUCGUCUGGGAAGUCAAGGCCGCUGAUCUCACACUUAGCCCUAGGUAUAGUGCCGCAAGUGACGAGGUAAUGGGAAACACUGGUGGUACCGCUGCUAAGGGCAUCUCGUUGCGUUUCCCUCGUUACAUUAAGGCCAGAGACGAUAAGAAACCGGAUGAAGCUACCACUACUAAAGCAGUGGCAGAAAUGUAUCGGAGACAAGAGAGUGUUUCCAAGGACACUUCGGGCAAGGCGGCUGUGGAUGAUGAUUUUGAGUAUUGA
Arthroderma uncinatum is the source of this 2682-nucleotide messenger RNA. RefSeq names its product DNA ligase. Lineage: Eukaryota; Fungi; Ascomycota; Eurotiomycetes; Onygenales; Arthrodermataceae. Gene Ontology annotation, cellular component: mitochondrion; nucleus. Gene Ontology annotation, molecular function: DNA ligase (ATP) activity; DNA binding; ATP binding. The record is from RefSeq and is a predicted model, not a curated record. The coding region runs from base 1 to 2682 and encodes 893 amino acids. Gene Ontology annotation, biological process: DNA biosynthetic process; Okazaki fragment processing involved in mitotic DNA replication; lagging strand elongation. The transcript is spliced from 5 exons.